UAAACGUUAAAAUUUUUAUUUUAAGAAUAGAAGACUGUGAAACUGACAAAAGCGCGGCGCCAUAUUGCGUGCUUGUGUUUGGUUACUGUUCUGGCGCGUGGUCAAGAAUUGUUAUAUUUAAUUAAUUACCAUGUCUGAUAAUCAGGAACAAAAACCCGAAGCCGGCCCAGGCGACGCGAAUUCUGAAUAUAUCAAGCUUAAAGUUGUUGGAAAUGACAGCAAUGAAAUUCACUUUAGGGUAAAGAUGACCACUCAAAUGGGUAAACUCAAGAAAUCAUAUAGCGAUCGUGUGGGUGUUCCUAUGACAUCACUCAGGUUUCUAUUUGACGGUAAAAGAAUUAAUGAUGAUGAAACACCAAAGCAGUUGGAAAUGGAAAAUGAUGAUGUUAUUGAAGUAUAUCAAGAACAGACAGGUGGUCACUAUUGAAGAAAUCUAUUAAGUUUCAAUCUCUUUUAAAGUGAAAGUGACUAUCGUAAAGAAAUGGACAAGUUUAUCAGUAUAUAUAUAUGUAUGUUAAAAAAACAUUAUGUAAUUUGGUUUUUUACGUAACAUUUUGAUGUGCUGUUCUACAUUCCUGUAACGUGGCAAAGACCAUCAACAGUCAGUUUCAUACAAUGUAUAUGUUUAUCCAACAAAAACAAAACAAAAAAAAAAGAUACAGAACUAAAAAAAGAAUCAUGCCUUAAAUGCUGUGAGUUUUGUCCAUUAAUAACAUUUGGCAAUAUAUUUGCAUCCUAUAAAUUUCUAAAUUCUUAGUUUUAGAUCGCGAUUUUUAGUUUUGUUAUUAAAACAUGAUAAUUAUUAUAUAAUAUAAAUAUGAUUUAAACAAAAUUGUUGCGUUUAAGGUACGUCUAUAAUAAAAGAAAUAAUUGUAAUAUUUUCCCUUUGCCUUUUUAUGUAAUUUUAAUAUUAAUAGAAAUAUUUUCUACUUGAAAAGUAUACAUUCACUAAUACGUAAAAAAAAUUUAUUCUCUUCUGUAUUGAUAAGCAUGAAAUAAUCAAUGUAAGUAAUGUGGAUGCUUUUGAAGAUUUUUAUAGAUUUUGAUUUUUAUUAUAGAUAAAUUAUGUAUUAGAAUAAUAAAAAUGCUAAAUUGCUAUAUCUAAUAAUUAUGCAAAUUUACUUUUAUAAUAUUUUUUUUAAAUUACUAUUUGAGUUAUUACUAUUGAGUAAAGAAUAAAAAUUAGGUCAAAGAUCUACAACUUAUUAAAUUGUAACUCUUAUAUAUUAUUUGAAUAUCAAUCUAUUAUAAGCAUCCUCAUUACAAAAUACUUAAUUCAUUUGAUUUAACAGGACAAAAUUUCUAUAAAUUGUAAUAAAAUUUAUUCUUGUACAGAUAAGUAAUAUAGUUUCUGUUUUCAUUACUAA
Molecule: messenger RNA, 1367 nt
Organism: Apis mellifera (honey bee)
Lineage: Eukaryota; Metazoa; Arthropoda; Insecta; Hymenoptera; Apidae
Product: small ubiquitin-related modifier
Exons: 5
Coding region: 131-427 (98 amino acids)
Biological process (GO): protein sumoylation
Cellular component (GO): PML body; nucleus
Molecular function (GO): protein tag activity; ubiquitin-like protein ligase binding
Source: RefSeq, a predicted model, not a curated record